AUGACGAGUAAUGAUCGACACUCGACCUUUGAUUCCCCCCAACGAACUGGUCGUCACGUUCCUCUUCACAAUGGCCGAAACGGAAUACUGACAGGCGUCGCUACUGCCUCAGACUCUCGUGCUGACAUCACUUCUCCAUACACCGACGAGGGAGGUCGCGGCUCGCCCAUCCGUAAUGGAACCCAAAGUCCCAUCGCCCGGGGCUAUUCACCUGGAAUGCGCUCACAGUCAGCACAGCGAGGUGAUGGUUUUGAAGUUCAGAGUCCUGGCGACGUUCCCAUGCAGCCUUUCCAAGAUGGCCUUCCUCCCCCGCCUCCCGUUCGCUAUUCAUGGGAACGCAUUGACUCAUGGGCCGAGGAGAAUUAUACCGAGCUGUGGGACCAACUGGGCGAAGGCGCCACGACCAACGACCUCAACGAUCUAGAGCAUCAACUCGAUUGCUCCCUGCCACAAGACGUUCGUGAGUCGCUCAUGGUUCACGACGGCCAGGAACGAGGAGGAAACCCUACCGGAAUUAUCUUUGGUUCUAUGUUGAUGGACUGUGAGGAAAUCGUACAAGAGUGGGAUCAAUGGAGACGGGUCAACCAUCAGUAUCUGUUGGACAACUCACCUCCGAAGCCGACGACCCCGUCCAAAGCAUUUGGCGGCAACAGUGAGGCUUCUUCAUCAAAGCAGCAACCGCCACGGCCCUCGUCUUCGUCUUCUGCGGGUGACGGCGAAUGGAGACAGAGCCUCCUCGCCCGCCAAGGCUCCGUCCCCGCCAACUCGGUUCAAAAGGCGUAUGCGCACAGCGGCUGGAUUCCCCUUGUUCGGGACUGGGGUGGCAACAACUUGGCUGUCGACCUGGCGCCUGGACCCAAUGGCCGCUGGGGGCAAAUUAUUCUGUUUGGACGAGACUAUGAUACCAAAUAUGUUGUGGCACGGUCCUGGGCCGCUUUCCUCGCCCUGGUUGCCGAUGACCUGAACAGUGGCAAGUGGUUCGUAGAUGACGAGACUGGUGAGUUGAAGUUGAGGGAGUUCAAGGAUGCACGAGUCGAGCCGGCCUAUUUCAAUAUCCUGAGGUGGCGAAUGGAUCAAAAACACGGACGGCGACCCGGCCCCAAUAAGCGCCAGUCGGUAGCCGCCGGAAAGGCUACUUCCCCUCUUGGAUCACGCUCUGCCUCUCCGUAUGGUAGCCCUGUUGAGCCCAAUGGCGAUGCUCGGGGUAGAUCUUUGCAACGGUUGAGCGGUUCGUCACCCCUGGCAAGUCCCAUGAGAGCGGGAGGAUACGGCAGAAAUCCCUUGAGUAGAGUGACGGAGGAAUCUGCCAUUCCCGAGGUGCCAAGCGCCGAAAUCGAGCCCAGCCAACUGGUAGAGGUAGAGACUCCACGAGAGAGUGAAGAGGGAAAGAAUGGUCUGCGCAUAACAAUGAUGACCCGAGCCGACUCGGAUGAACUCAGGGACAAGGAGAAUGAGCAUCCGGCAAAGAUGAAUCGCAAAGCGCCGGCAAUCGUGGACGACGCAAUGAAGACGAUUGAGAUUUGA
Molecule: messenger RNA, 1524 nt
Organism: Metarhizium brunneum ARSEF 3297
Lineage: Eukaryota; Fungi; Ascomycota; Sordariomycetes; Hypocreales; Clavicipitaceae
Gene: cot-2
Product: Glucan synthesis regulatory protein
Biological process (GO): fungal-type cell wall beta-glucan biosynthetic process; cell wall biogenesis
Cellular component (GO): mating projection tip
Source: RefSeq, a predicted model, not a curated record